This is a messenger RNA of Trichoderma gamsii, 273 nucleotides long. RefSeq lists its product as hypothetical. The annotation marks the transcript as partial. Lineage: Eukaryota; Fungi; Ascomycota; Sordariomycetes; Hypocreales; Hypocreaceae. The transcript has a single exon. The record is from RefSeq and is a predicted model, not a curated record.
GACGCCUCUCCCCAGCAUAUUCGGCACGGCCUGGAGAACGAGGCUCCACACCCGGUCUUUGUCUCCGCCUCAUCGGGCUCGCAACCCCACAAAGAGCCAAGAGACAAGCCGAUGGCCCCAGACCCGGCACCACCGAGCCACGACUGUCUCUGCUUUUGGGUUUCCAUUACCCCCAGAUUUUCCCAUCACGGGUUUCCAUUACCCCCAGUUUACCUGAUGAGCUGCUAUGGGCGAAGGCUAACGCGAGCUAACUGUGUGCGUUUGCUGACUUGA